AUGUCUAAAGUACUUCGAUUUGCACCAGCUGUAAAAGAAUUACGUUUGCAUUUAUGUCAAAAAUCACCAACAAGUGAAGGUACACGUCAAUUUAUUGAAAAAUUUUACGUUAAUUUAAAACAACAAAAUCCAUCAACACCAAUACUCAUUCGAGAAUGUUCAAAUAUAAAUCCAACAUUAUGGACACGAUAUGAAUAUGGAAUUGAAAAACAAAUUCCAUUAACUGGCAUGAAUGCUGAACAAGUGUUUAAUGCUAUUGAAAAUUUAACAACUAAAACGAUUCCAAUAAGUUCAAAUCGUUUGUCGAAAUAA
Molecule: messenger RNA, 312 nt
Organism: Rotaria sp. Silwood2
Lineage: Eukaryota; Metazoa; Rotifera; Eurotatoria; Philodinida; Philodinidae
Source: the annotation of a GenBank genome assembly